GGUACUUCCCAAUGUGAGAUUGAUCACAUAACCAGAUUAAGAACAAACGGAAAAAAAGAGAGAGAGGAAAUAGAAACAAAAAGAAAAAAGUAAACAAAAAAAAAACCGAAAACCAGAUCACGAUGGACGACAACGACCGCUACCUAACCAUCUCGCCGCCGCCAACCCCCGCCUUCGACGACGACGGCGGCGGCGGCGGCGGUGGCACCUCCACCACCGACGGCUACCUGCGCGCCGCCCUCGAGGACAUCGUGACCAACUACCCCCCUCGCAGCCGCUACCCGCAGGAGGCGCUGCACGGCCUGUGGAGCGGCCCGACGGGCGUCGCCUACCUGCUGCUGACCGUUUCGGCGCGCCGCCCCGACCUGACGCUCCAGGGCCGCCCCGCCGCCGACUGGGCCCGCGCCUAUCUCGGCCCCGGCGGCUCGCGCGGCCACAACCUCCGCCUGGGCUCGCACGGCUGCGGCAUCGCUGACGAGAAGAUGGCGUACGAGGCGGUGCGGUGCGCCGCGGCGGCGGCGGCGGCGGCGGCGGCGGCGAAGGAAGGGGAGUCGUCGUCGUCGCCGGGGGGCCUGCGUGACAGCGUCCGCCGCUUCGUGGCCGAUUGCGCCGCGCAGGUGCUGGCCGUCGACGAGUACCCUGAUGAGAUGCUGUACGGGCGUGCCGGGGCGCUGUACCUGCUGCGCAUGGUGCGCGCCUGGGUCGGGGAGGCGAGCCGCGAGCUGGUGGACCCGGCCAUCGCCGAGAUCUCCAACACGAUCCUGAACCGCGGGCCCCGGUGGAGGUGGCACGGGCGCCGGUACCUAGGCGCCGUGCACGGGGACAUCGGCAUCGUCACCCAGCUGGUGCUGACGUCGCCCGAGCUCGCGGGGAGGCUGCAGCCCGUGCUGGAGCGGCUGCUGGACAUGCAGCUGCCCGAUGGGAACUGGCCCAGCUCCGAGGAGAGCGGCGCGCGCGGCAAGGGGCUGGUGCAGUUCUGCCACGGCGCGCCGGGCUUCGUGCUGUCGCUGACCGCGCUGCGCCCGCACUUCCCGGAGUUGCGCGACCGGAUCGACGCCGCCAUCGAGAGGGGGCGCGAGUGCAUCCGAAUGCAGGGGCUUCUGAAGAAGGAGCCGAGCUUGUGUCAUGGCAUAUUCGGGAACGCCCUAGCGCUGGCUCCGGGCCCGGAACGGGAGCGCUUUCUCGCCAUCGCCACGCCCGAGAGCGUUACUCGCAUGAAGCGCGCCGAUCCCUCCGUCUUUGAGCGCGCUGACUACGGGCGCUCCUAUGCGACCACGACCAGCUACGCGUCCUCGGCUGUCUGGGCGUGGCUUGUAUGGCGGGACGAAGAGCCCAAGAUGCUGGGAUACAAUGACGUCUAAUCCGUGGAGGCGCCGAGGGAGAAGAUGACGGCAUAAUGGAAUCUAAGGACGCAAGCAUUGCUAAUUCGUGUAAUGAAGGUUGACCCACGGAGUGCGAAUGUCAUUGCACGGUGAGAGUACGAUUAUCCAGGCUGCUGUUGUAUUUAAUUACUCCUCCAAUCACUUUGCCAUUUCCUCCGACCAAAUUGCCCUG
Thermothelomyces thermophilus ATCC 42464 is the source of this 1554-nucleotide messenger RNA. RefSeq lists its product as uncharacterized. The record is from RefSeq and is a predicted model, not a curated record. NCBI's taxonomy places the organism in Eukaryota, Fungi, Ascomycota, Sordariomycetes, Sordariales, Chaetomiaceae. Bases 123 to 1361 code for a protein of 412 amino acids. The transcript has 2 exons. Gene Ontology annotation, cellular component: plasma membrane. Gene Ontology annotation, biological process: carbohydrate metabolic process; peptide modification.